GCUGAUCAACUUACAGAAGAACAGAUCGCAGAGUUUAAGGAGGCGUUUUCCUUAUUUGACAAGGAUGGUGACGGGACAAUCACUACAAAGGAACUAGGGACUGUCAUGAGGUCGUUAGGUCAAAAUCCGACAGAGUCUGAGUUGCAAGACAUGAUAAAUGAAGUAGAUGCGGAUGGCAAUGGGACGAUCGAUUUUCCUGAGUUCCUUACGAUGAUGGCCAGAAAAAUGAAGGAUACCGACAGCGAGGAGGAAAUCCGAGAAGCUUUCCGUGUGUUCGACAAGGACGGCAACGGUCUAAUCUCCGCUGCGGAGUUACGGCAUGUUAUGACAAACCUCGGCGAAAAGCUGACUGACGAGGAGGUUGAUGAAAUGAUCCGUGAAGCUGAUAUUGACGGUGACGGUCAAGUGAACUAUGAGGAAUUCGUCACGAUGAUGCAGUCGAAGUAA
This is a messenger RNA of Hydatigera taeniaeformis, 447 nucleotides long. Lineage: Eukaryota; Metazoa; Platyhelminthes; Cestoda; Cyclophyllidea; Taeniidae. The record is from the annotation of a GenBank genome assembly.